ACCUCGUCGUGUCGGUCAGAAGAAAGCUACAGAGUGCUAGCAGUGCUAGCAUGGUCGUUGAGCCGCCGGGGCAAGGUCGCUAGUAGGACAGGAGCAUCUGCCUCUACCCUUUCAUCGACCAGUCGUUUAUUUAUUUGUCGACAUCGUACAAACAGGCGAAGUCAAGCUGUUUUUAAAUUCUCUGGAUUUUAAAGAAAGACACGUAGCUAGCUAGCGAUUUAGCGAGCUAGCUCCAAGUUUCGUUCAGUGUCAUCUUCUCCGUCUGAACAUCUACAGUCAUGGCUGCGCUCAGAGCGUCCUAUCACAGGAUCCUGGACAGGAUCGAGCACAUACUGCCCGCCAAACUGAGACCUAUCUACAACCACCCGGCAGGUCCUAAAACCGUUUUCUUCUGGGCCCCAGUGUUUAAAUGGGGUUUGGUUGUAGCUGGUUUGGCUGACAUGACUCGACCAGCAGAAAAACUCAGUACCUCCCAGUCUGCAGUGCUGACAGCCACAGGGCUCAUCUGGUCCAGAUACUCGUUGGUCAUAAUCCCGAAGAACUGGAACCUGUUUGCUGUCAACUUCUUUGUCGGCAGCGCGGGAGCCUCCCAGCUCUACAGGAUCUGGAGGUACGAGCAGGAUAAGAAGGCACAGGCUAAAGAGGCCGCAGAGUCCUGAGGGCCUUUCUUUUGCCAGCGCUCCACCUGCAGUGGACUGAAAGGGAGACCUCACACCAGGCACCAACCUGCCCCUUCUCAUCAUCUCAUGUUGUCUCCAUAACAUUCAUGCCAUAACCGUUAUCCUACCACAUUAAGCCUGUUGUCCCUGUUGGAAAUGAGCACUUUUCCUUAAGUUUCAAAUUUCCUCAGGAUCUUAAAAAACAAACUCACACACAUGCACACAAGAAUGGUGGUCAUCAACGCACAAGUACUACUUGUUCAACCAAUUGUAUGAUUGUAUAGUUUGUUCAUGCUUUAUAUAUCAUGCACUAAUUGGGAAUUUUUGCUUUUUCCAUCGUUUUUCAGGUGUAGCAAAUAGGUACCUCAUGCAAUAAUUUCCCAAAAGAUGAUUUGUGUUGAACGUGGUUUAAAGAAUGUUUCCAAAUGAAAUGAAGAACGAUGCCAUCACAUUUAUCUCUUCAUUUACAUAUUUAUAAUUUGGUUACAGUCACAGCAUCUGUACCUCGGCGAUUAUUAAACAAUUAUUGAUUACCAUGUAACAAUUCCUUCCAUUUGUAUAGCUUUAAGUAUUUUAAUCUGUGUGAGAACAAAUCCUAAUUUAUGAAUCACUUGAUAAAAAUUUUCUCUUGUAGUCAAAACUGUAUAGAAAGAUGCUGUUAUUUGCUGAUAAUCAUUCAGGAAUACUUACACCAAUGCCACAUAUUUAACCUGUGCAGCUUUUUAUUGAUUGUUACCACAGAGUCAACUAGUAAACACCUAUACUGAAGCGCCAGCUCUGACUGUUUAAUAUCAAAGCCACGCUGUUGAUACCUCUUUGGUUUAGAAAGGUGUUUUAUGUUUUUCUGUGUACUUUCUUUGACAUGUUCCUUCUGUUGUUACACAUAAUGAUCCCCUGACGAUUUUAGCAAUAACUGGUGUCAUCAUUUUUAAAUAAUUCUUGAUCUGCUGACUGUUUGAACAAAUGGCACUUUGACGGUUGAUCGUUACGGCUCUGUGGCUAAAUAAUGGUUAUGUACUGCUAAUAAAUCCUGUUAAACACC
Messenger RNA from Toxotes jaculatrix (banded archerfish), 1701 nucleotides. RefSeq names its product mitochondrial pyruvate carrier 2b (gene mpc2b). Gene Ontology annotation, biological process: pyruvate import into mitochondria. The coding region runs from base 279 to 659 and encodes 126 amino acids. The transcript has 5 exons. The record is from RefSeq and is a predicted model, not a curated record. Lineage: Eukaryota; Metazoa; Chordata; Actinopteri; Toxotidae. Gene Ontology annotation, molecular function: pyruvate transmembrane transporter activity. Gene Ontology annotation, cellular component: mitochondrial inner membrane.